UUGUUGCUUUAGGUACAAAGGUUUCUUCUGUCAAAUGAAAGAUGGUGGCUGGAAGAAUACAAGUUUGAUGGGUUCAGAUUUGAUGUUGUGACUUCAAUGAUGUACACCUAUCAUGGGUUGCAAUUAAUAUCUGAGUAGCAUUUACUAGAAACUACAAUGAGUGCUUCGGAAAUGCAACUGAUGUAGAUGUUGUUGUCUAUCUAAUGCUGGUUAAUCAUAUGAUUCAUGGGCUAUAUCCUGAGGCUGUCACCAUUGUUGAAGAUCAGAAUGAGUUUGGUGUCCGGGAGAUCUUUGGGCCUAAUAAUGCUGACGGUUCACCACCAAUUCCCCAUGGUUCUCAAGUGAAGGAGCCAAUAAUUAACACAUAUGCCAACUUUAGAGAUGAUGUGCUUCCCCGCAUUAAAAGACUUGGAUAUAAUGCUGUUCAAAUCAUGGCUGUUCAAGAGCACUCAUAUUAUGUUAGAUUUGGGUAUCAUGUGACAAACUUCUUUGCACCAAGCUGUCGUUUUGGAACCCUUGAUGAUCUUAAGUCACUGAUAGAUAAGGCUCAUAAGUUGGAUCUACUUGUUAUUAUGGAUAUUGUGCACAGGAAAAGUAUGUAUACAAACACCCCCAGCCAAAAGGACCAAAAUCACUUAAAGUCUGAAUCACAUGUUGGAAUGGGUAGCAUGGAGCCAAUAAUUAACACAUAUGCCAACUUUAGAGAUGAUGUGCUUCCUCGCAUUAAAAGACUUGGAUGUAAUGCUGUCCAAAUCAUGGCUGUUCAAUAGCACUCAUAUUAUGCUUGAUUUGGGUACGAUGUGACAAACUUCUUUGCACCAAGCAGUCGUUUUGGAACCCUUGAUAAUCUUAAGUCACUGAUAGAUAGGGCUCAUGAGUUGGGUCUACUUGUUCUUAUGGAUAUUGUGCAUAGCCAUGCAUCUAAUAAUGUAUUAGAUGGAUUGAACAUGUUUGAUGGAACCGAUGCUUAUUACUUCCACUCGGGGUCAAGAGGUCACUACUGGAUGUGGGAUUCUCGCCUUUUUAAUUAUGGAAGCUGGGAAGUACAAAGGUUUCUUCUUUCAAAUGCAAGAUGGUGGCUAGAAGAAUACAAGUUUGAUGGGUUCAAAUUUGAUGUUGUGACUUCAAUGAUGUACACCUAUCAUGGGUUGCAGCUAUGACAGAUCGUCAUUGUCAAGCACCAAUAAAAGAGGUUGAAGCCAAUAUCGAUGUUGUAGUAACUACCAAUGUUGACCCAAAGGAUGCCUUUAUAGAGGAGAUGUCACAACAGAUCUUUUAACUACAACAUCAGUUGCAUAUACAAUAAGGGAAAGGAAAGAUAAGGAGGCAACGAAGGAGAAACCAAUCCAUACCAUAGAAAUAAUAGUGAUUCUGAUAAUAGCAUCCUAUUUCACCCAUGGCAAGUCGGAGACUAUCUAUUUGAAAAUCAACUUCAACCUAGCAUCUUGAAGAAUUCUUAGAUUGGUUACACACGGUGGAACGUAUAUUUGAAUACCAUAAUGGCCUUGAACAUGGCAAGGUGAUGCUAGUGGCCAUCAGACUUAGAAAGCAUGCAUCCUUUUGGUGAGAAAAUCUAAAGAAACAAAAGGAAAGAGAAGGUUGAAAAAUUACAACUUAGGAGAAGAUGAAAAUAGAGUUUAAAAGAAAGUAUCUCUUAGAUAACUUUCGGCAAGAUGUCUUUCUUAGGCUCUAUAACUUAAAGCAAAGGGAUCUUUUGGUGAAAAAAUAUAUUAACAAGGGAAGCAUAUCCAAGACUAGUGUUUUUACAAAAUCUUCUUUAAAUCUAACUUUAAAGAAGGAAUGAGCCAUUCAUAGCAAACCGUAAUCUAGUAUUGUUAACACUCAAACCUAAAGAGACUUCAAGUGCCAAGGAGUUGUACAUAUACAUUCUAAGUGUUCAAUUUUCAAGAUAGUUAUGUUAGUUGAAGAUGAAGAUCUUGAAGAUGCUAAUAGAGAACCUAUUGAAGUACCCCAGGAUCUUGAAAAAGAUGUUAAGAGUACCUAUGGUGAUCUUGAAUCCUCACUUGUUAUACAAUACGGCAUAAGUGAUGUGCAUGUAGACGAAGAAGAUUGGUUGCACAAGAAUAAAUUUCACACUAAAAGCAUUGUUCAAGAUAAGGUAUGUGAUGUUAUGAUUGAUAGUGAAAGUUUUAAAAAUAAGCCUCAAAACAGUAGAUCACCUUCAAUCAUAUAAGCUAUCUUGGCUGUAAAAAGAGAAUGAAAUCAAGGUUAACAAGAGGUGUUUGGUUUUUUUUUCUAUAGGAAAGCAAUACAAGGAUGAAGUGUGAUGUGAUGUAGCCUUUAUAGAUGCUUGCCUCAAUGAAGAGAGAAAAUCAAUUGCCUUUUUUAGUGAGAAGCUCAAUGAUUUUUGACAGAAGUACUCAAUUUAUGAUAAGAAGUUUUAUGCUAUUUAUAGAGCUUUGUUUUUUUGGAGUCAGUAUCCCCUUGUCAAGUCAUUUGUUCUUAAUUAUAGCCUUUGUCAUCAUUCCCAAACUGAUGAGGAAACUGAAGUUAUCAUUCACAACUUAAAAUUUUUUUGAGGAGUUAUGCAGACAAAAAAACUAAAACAAUAGAAACUUGUUUUACUAUAGGUGAGGUUUGGCUACAAUCAUUCACUAUGUCAAACCAUCGAUAGUAGCUUUUUUGAAAUUAUUCUUGAUAAGAAUGCAAUAUGUCAUUUGAAUUUAAUUCAACUUUAUGCUAACCAACAUUUUGAUGGAGAUUUAGAAAAAAAUAUCCAAAGUAUAAAAAUAUUUCAUGAAUAGGUUCAGAAUAGAAUUUUACAAAAAAAUGAGAAAUAUAAAAGAGCAAUAAUCAUGCAUUGAAGACGUGAAGUUCAAGGAACAUGAUUUUGUGUGAAAUUACUUACACAAAGAAAAGUUUUCACAAGAAAAAUUUGGUAAAUUAUACCCUAAGGUAGAUGGUCCAUUUAGAAUUCUUUAAACCAUUGGGGAGAAUGCCUAUAAGAUAAAGUUUCUCAACACUUAUGGAGUCUCUUCCACUUUCAAUGUUGAUGAUUUGUCACCAUACCAUGAUAAGAAUACUAGUUUAGACUUGAAGAAAAGUCUUUUUCAAUCAGAGGAGAUUGACACUGAAGUGUCUGUACAUCAUAUAACUUGGGUUGAGACUAAAGCAGACAUAUCUAAAAAUAAGAUAGGCCUACUUUUGAUCUAAAUUCACUAAAUAAAUGUAAAAGUAAGGUGGGCUGUAAUAUGAAGAUUGUGUUCAAAUUAAUUUGAAAAACAAUCUAAAAGAUUGCUUAAAGAUAAAGAAAAUUCUAGUCUGCUUUCUACCAAAAAAUAACAGCAAAUAAAUAGAUUAGGAACAUCCAUCCUAACAUGAGAACUUUUAGAUUGAAUUGUUAGAAUCAUGCCUAAAAUCAAAGAAUUUGCAUGUGAACACAAUAUUCUAUAAUGUGAAUGCAAUCUUUUACCCAUUUACUCUUGUAGAUUAUAUGAUAAUAAAUCUGAUCACAAUCUCAUCUACCUUCAUGCUCUUCUCUUCUAGCUAAUGUGAACAUAAUCUCUCUAUUUCAGUUCACCUUAUUUAUGCAUUUAUUUAGUGGAUUUGGACCAAAGAUAGGGCAAUCUUAUUUUUUUGGAUAAGUCUUUCUUAGUCUCAGUCCAAGUUCUAAGAUACGCGGAUACUCUGGUGUCAAUCUCCUCUGACUAGAAAAGAUUUGUCCUUAAGUCUGAAUUAGUAUUCUCACCAUGGUAGGGUGACAAAUCAUCAACAUUGAAGGUGGAAGACACUCCAUAAGUGUUAUAAAGCUCUAUCUUAUAGGCAUUCUCUCCAAUGCGUUGGUGAAUUCUAAAUCGACUAUCUGUCUUAGACUGUAAUUUGUCAAACUUCCAUUGUGAAAACCUUUCUUUGUGCAAGUAAUCCCACACCAAAUCAUGUUCUUUGAAAUUCACGUCUUCGAGGCAUGAUUAUUGCCCUUUUACAUUUCUCAUUUUUUUGUAAAAUUUUAUUCUGAACCUGUUUAUGAAUAUUUUAAUACUCGUUUUUUUUUUUUACAUCUCCAUCAAAAUGCUAGUUAGCAUAAAGUUGAAUUAAAUCCAAAUGACAGAUUGCAUUCUUACUAAGAACAAUUUCAAAAUGAUUGUAAACAAUGGUUUGAUUUAGUGAGUGAUUGUAGGUGAACUUCACCUGUAGUAAAACAAGUUCCCAUUGUUUUAGUUUUUUCCUGCAUAACUCCUUAAGAAAAUUUUCAAACUAUGAUUGAUAACUUCAGUUUCCUCAAAAAUUUUCAAGCUGUGAUUGAUAACAUUAGUUUUCUCAUCGGUUUGGGAAUGAUGACAAGUAAGAGUGUAAUCGGUCGAAUUUGAGCCGAUACAAUAUCAAGCUCGAGCUUGAGCUCGAUUCAAAAUUCAAGGCUCGAAACUCAGCUCGAACUUGAUUGAGUUUUAUUUUUUUAACUCGAGCUUGACUCGAUAUAGAAAUUGAGCUACUCGAGCUCGAUUAACAUGUAAAAAAAAGCUUGAUUCUUAUAUUUGACAAAAGCUCGAUUAUUUGUGCUCGAGAUCGAAUUCGAGAUAUUUUAUUAAAUAAAAUAAUAAAAAUAUAAAAGCUUUGUUAGGGUCGUGAGUUAUCCGAAUCAGGUAUAAGAAUACUUGAACUCGGCUCGAUUGAUGAGUUGAGCUACUCGAGCUCGAACUCAACUCAAUAAUGAUUGAGUCGAAUUUGAGUUUUAUUCGAAUCGAAUCCGAGUAGCUUGCGAGUACUAAUAUAUCAUUUACACCCCUAAUGACAAGGGCUAUAAUUAAGAACAAAUGACUUGGCUCGGGGAUAUGGACUUUAAAGGAACAAAGCUCUAUAAAUAGCAUAGAACAUCUUGUCAUAAAUUGAGUACUUCAAUCGAAAAUCAUUGAGCUUUUCACCAAAGAAGGUAAUUGAUUUUUCCUCUUCAUUGAGGUAAGCAUCUAUAUGGGCUACAUCACACUACACUUCAUCCUUGUAUUGCUUUUCUAUGAAAAAAGGAACUAAACACUUCUUGCUAUCCUUAAUUUGAUUCUUUUUUCGCAGGUAAGACAACUUAUAUGGUUGGGGGUGAUCCACUGUUUUGAAGCUAAUUUUUGCACUGUAAAAGUAGAAACAACGUUUUCAAAACUUUCACUAUCAAUCAUAACAUCACAUACUUUAUCAUGAAUAGUACUUGAAUUUAUUCUUGUGCAACUAGUCUUAUUCCUCUACAUGCACAUCACUCACGUUGUAUUGUAUAAUUGUGUGCUAACUUGUUUUUAUAUAUUAUGCACAAACUCAAAGCU
Durio zibethinus is the source of this 5267-nucleotide messenger RNA. Lineage: Eukaryota; Viridiplantae; Streptophyta; Magnoliopsida; Malvales; Malvaceae. The record is from RefSeq and is a predicted model, not a curated record.